AUGGGAUUUCACGCUAAACAAUUACUUCCUAACCCAACACAGGAAGCUCUUCUAGAACUUUGCGUUGUAGAUGCGUCUUUAAUGGAUAGAUUUUCUUCAUUGAUCUCAGGAUUCUACAUAAUAUUUGGUAUUGUUGGAGGGAUCUCGAUACUAUUUGAAGAACCAUGUACAUAUGAUGAAUCAUAUCAGGAUUGGCCAUUUAUAUCAAUGUUAUUCAUUUGGACAUUGCCUGUAAUUUAUUAUAGAGCACUUUAUGGAAAUGUGGUAUUCAAAUUACCAAGUGAAAUGAAU
This is a messenger RNA of Racocetra persica, 291 nucleotides long. The record is from the annotation of a GenBank genome assembly. NCBI's taxonomy places the organism in Eukaryota, Fungi, Glomeromycota, Glomeromycetes, Diversisporales, Gigasporaceae.